CAUGGCUCAGCGUAGUCUGUACAGGAGCGUGAUGCUGGAGAACUACAGGAACCUGGCAUCGCUGGGACUUUGCGUUUCUAAGCCCGACAUGAUCUCCUCAUUGGAACAGAGGAGAGAGCCCUGGAUGGUGAAGAGAAAGUCAACUAGAAGCCAGUGCCCAGACUUGAAGGCUGUGCUGGAGACCAAGGAGUUACCGUCAAAGAAGGACUUCUGUGAAGAAAAGUUACCUCAGGCAGUGCAAGUGGAGAGACUCACAAACUGCAGUCUGCAGUGCUCCAUAUUCGGGGAAAACUGGGAUUACGAUGCUCUGUUUGAGAGGCAGCCGGGCUUGGUGACCAUCACAAAUAUGGCCAUAGACUUCUCCCAGCAGCUCGAGCCAGCUCAGAAGAGUUUCUGUAAGGACGUGAUGUGGGAGAGCCAUGACCUGGGGUCAGUAGGACGUUGUGUUUCUAAGCCAGAUUUGGUCUCUCUACUGGAGCGAGGGAAGGAGCCCUGGCUGGUGAAGAGAGAGCUGGCAAGAGGCCUGUUCUCAGGUCAACAGUCUAUACGGGAGACGCAGGAAUUAUUUCCAAAGCAGGAUUCAUUUGCUGAAAUGGUAACAGACAGAACUUCAAAGACUAACCUGGAGUGUUCCACUUUCAGAGAAAAUUGGGAUUCUGAGGGUGUGUUUGAAAGGAAGCUGGUAGCUCAGGAGGCACAAUUCAAGCGAGAGACACUCACUCAUAACAAAACCCUCUCUAUGGAAAGAGAGCGUACAUGUAACAAAUCUGGAAGGUGGUUCCAUAUAGACGUUUCAGAAGACAGAGGUCAUAACCGUGAUUCAGUUAAGAAAACUUUCCCUAAAAAUUCAGUGGUAAUAAAACAUACAGGAAUCUAUGCAGGAAAGAAACUUUUCAAAUGUAAUGAAUGUAAGAAAACUUUUACCCAGAGCUCAUCCCUUACUGUUCACCAGAGAAUUCAUACUGGAGAGAAACCCUAUAAAUGUAAUGAAUGUGGGAAGGCCUUCAGUGAUGGCUCAUCCUUUGCCCGACAUCAGAGAUGUCACACUGGCAAGAAGCCCUAUGAAUGUAUUGACUGCGGAAAAGCUUUCAUACAGAACACAUCCCUUAUUCGUCACUGGAGAUAUUAUCACACUGGGGAAAAACCCUUUGAUUGCAUUGACUGUGGGAAAGCCUUCAGUGAUCACAUAGGACUUAAUCAACAUAGGAGAAUUCAUACUGGAGAGAAACCCUACAAAUGUGAUGUGUGUGACAAAUCCUUUAGGUAUGGCUCAUCCCUUACUGUCCAUCAAAGGAUUCAUACUGGAGAAAAACCGUAUGAAUGUGAUGUUUGUAGAAAAGCCUUCAGUCAUCAUGCAUCACUCACUCAGCAUCAAAGAGUGCAUUCUGGAGAAAAGCCUUUUAAAUGUAAAGAAUGUGGGAAAGCUUUUAGGCAGAAUAUACACCUUGCUAGUCAUUUGAGGAUUCAUACCGGAGAGAAGCCCUUUGAAUGUGGGGAAUGUGGUAAAUCCUUCAGCAUCAGUUCACAGCUGGCCACCCACCAGAGAAUUCAUACUGGAGAGAAGCCCUAUGAAUGUAAGGUUUGUAGUAAAGCAUUCACCCAGAAAGCUCACCUUGCACAGCAUCAGAAAACUCAUACCGGAGAGAAACCAUAUGAGUGUAAGGAAUGUGGUAAAGCCUUCAGCCAGACCACACAUCUUAUUCAACAUCAGAGAGUUCAUACUGGAGAAAAACCAUAUAAAUGUAUUGAAUGUGGGAAGGCCUUUGGUGACAACUCAUCCUGUACUCAACAUCAGAGGCUUCACACUGGCCAAAGACCUUAUGAGUGUAUUGAAUGUGGGAAGGCAUUCAAGACAAAGUCAUCCCUUAUUUGUCAUCGCAGAAGUCACACUGGCGAGAAACCUUAUGAAUGUAGUGCAUGUGGCAAAGCCUUUAGCCAUCGUCAAUCUCUUAGUGUACAUCAGAGAAUUCAUUCUGGAAAGAAACCAUAUGAAUGCAAGGAAUGUAGGAAAACCUUCAUCCAAAUUGGUCACCUUAAUCAACACAAAAGAGUCCAUACUGGAGAGAGAUCCUUUUUGAAAUGUAAUGACUGUGAGAAAACUUUCAGCAAAAUCUCAACCCUUACUCUUCAUCAAAGAAUUCAUACCGGAGAGAAACCCUAUGAAUGUACUGACUGUGGGAAGGCUUUUAUCCAGAGUGCCCACCUUGCUCAACAUCAGAGAAUACACACAGGAGAAAAACCUUUUGAAUGUACUGAAUGUGGGAAAGCCUUCAGCCAGAAUGCUCAUCUUAUUCAACAUCAGAGAGUUCAUACUGGAGAAAAACCUUAUCAAUGUAAGCAGUGUAAUAAAGCCUUCAGCCAGCUUGCACAUCUUGCUCAACAUCAGAGGGUUCAUACUGGAGAGAAACCCUAUGAAUGUAUUGAAUGUGGAAAGGCUUUUAGUGAUUGUUCAUCCCUUGCUCAUCAUCGAAGGAUUCACACUGGGAAAAGACCUUAUGAAUGUAUUGACUGUGGGAAAGCUUUCAGGCAGAAUGCAUCUCUAAUACGUCAUCGGAGGUAUUAUCACACUGGAGAGAAACCCUUUGAUUGCAUUGAUUGUGGGAAGGCUUUCACUGAUCACAUAGGACUUAUUCAGCAUAAGAGAAUUCAUACUGGAGAGAGGCCUUACAAAUGUAAUGUAUGUGGGAAGGCUUUUAGCCACGGGUCAUCCCUGACUGUGCAUCAGAGAAUUCAUACAGGAGAGAAACCUUAUGAGUGUAGUAUCUGUGAGAAGGCCUUCAGCCAUCGUGGCUCACUUACUCUUCAUCAAAGAGUUCAUACUGGAGAGAAACCCUAUGAAUGUAAGGAAUGUGGGAAAGCUUUUAGGCAGAGCACACACCUCGCUCAUCAUCAGAGAAUUCAUACUGGAGAGAAACCUUAUAAAUGUAAGGAAUGCAGCAAAACCUUCAGCCAGAAUGCACACCUUGCACAACACCAGAAAAUACACACUGGAGAGAAACCUUAUGAAUGUAAGGAUUGUGGUAAGGCCUUCAGUCAAAUUGCACACCUUGUUCAACACCAGAGAGUUCAUACUGGCGAGAAGCCUUAUGAAUGUAUUGAAUGUGGGAAGGCCUUUAGCGAUGGCUCCUAUCUUGUUCAACAUCAGAGACUCCACACUGGCAAAAGACCAUAUGAAUGUCUUGAAUGUGGGAAGGCAUUCAGACAGAGGGCAUCCCUGAUUUGCCACCAAAGGUGUCAUACAGGCGAGAAACCUUAUGAAUGUAACGUUUGUGGGAAAGCCUUUAGCCAUCGUAAAUCCCUUACUCUGCAUCAAAGAAUUCAUACAGGAGAGAAACCUUAUGAGUGUAAGGAAUGUAGGAAAGCCUUCAGCCAGAUUGCCCAUCUUACACUACAUAAGAGAAUUCAUACUGGAGAAAGGCCCUAUGAAUGUAAAGAAUGUGGAAAAGCCUUCAGGCAGAGUGUACAUCUUGCUCAUCAUCGGCGAAUUCAUACUGGAGAGUCAUCCUCAAUUAUUCCUUCCUGCUCACCCCCAUACCACCAAGUCCUCUAAAUUCAAUCUUCUAAAUACCUCUGGAAUCCAUCUGCUUUUUUCCAGUCCAUGUCCCAUCAUGAUAGUCCAAGACCCAACCAUCUCAUUUGGAUUUCUGCAAUAGCAUUGUAACCAUUUUCCCUCUUGUUCCUCUCAAGUGCAUUUUUAACACUGUAGCCAGCUUCAUCUUUUAAAAAUAAAAAUAUAUAUUCAUGUUACUUUCCCAUUUCAAAUGCUUGUUUUGAAGAAUAUGUUAGGUAAUCCAUUUAAAGAGUUCAGCACACAGUCCUUUUCAUACAAUUAGUGCUGUUAAGGUAACGAUUUCCUUACAAUCAUAUUAAGCUGUAAGUAAAAAGAAUUAGUAGGUCAAGACUAACAAACCUACAGAUUUGAGGACAGAGGACUCUUUACUCUCCCAGUAGGUAGGAAAGAUGAAUUCAUUCAGAGUUGAAAGGUUGUAUGAUGUACAAGGUAAGAUGGUGGCCUCCCACUCCCUCUGUAUGAAUAUAAGGACAUAUAGCAUUGUUGAUGAGGAACUCUCACUCCGCCUGGCACCCAGAAGUGAGACUAGGCCAAUUAGAACAAAAGCACUUGGUAGAAUGUAGGGCUAGCCCAGGGGAUAGUAUUAAAAACAAACUAAGCCAGCUAGAAAACUUG
Messenger RNA from Ceratotherium simum simum (southern white rhinoceros), 4186 nucleotides. It is a transcript of the gene ZFP28, whose product is annotated as ZFP28 zinc finger protein. Gene Ontology annotation, biological process: regulation of transcription by RNA polymerase II. Gene Ontology annotation, molecular function: DNA-binding transcription activator activity, RNA polymerase II-specific; RNA polymerase II cis-regulatory region sequence-specific DNA binding. NCBI's taxonomy places the organism in Eukaryota, Metazoa, Chordata, Mammalia, Perissodactyla, Rhinocerotidae. The record is from RefSeq and is a predicted model, not a curated record. Gene Ontology annotation, cellular component: nucleus.